AUGCGACUCUCGCAAUUGCCAUUACCUCGCGCAACCAGUCGAGUCCGCCACACUUCCGAUGAAUCUCACCUCAACAAGCCCCGACUCCGAGCGCCUGUCAACGAUGGCAUCAAGAGAGCAUCUGUCAACGAUGACACCAAGACUUCCUCCAAACCUCCUCGAUUCCCGUCUGAGCUGUUUUUGCCUCAAAUGGCCCCGGGUCCGUUUCGUUCCAUCAGUUCUAACAGCACGGCUUGGCCUCCGAAGUUAGGAAUCAAGCGUAGAUCCUUCGAUCCUUCCUUCUUCCCAAACCACGCCCACUUCCAUGAAGCCGAGAAUGUCCGAGUCAAUUAG
This is a messenger RNA of Puccinia triticina, 333 nucleotides long. RefSeq lists its product as uncharacterized. The record is from RefSeq and is a predicted model, not a curated record. The transcript is spliced from 2 exons. Lineage: Eukaryota; Fungi; Basidiomycota; Pucciniomycetes; Pucciniales; Pucciniaceae. The coding region runs from base 1 to 333 and encodes 110 amino acids.